AUGGAUGAGCUAUUCGAUGUGUUCGAUGAGGCGCCUCAGAAUGUGCCUCCAAAGAUAGAAGAAGAGGUUUUGACAGAACCUUCUGAUGCUGUACCGGUAAGUAAGAACGAUAAGAAGAGAUCUCUUGUAGAAGAAGAAGCGGAAGAGAAAGAGAAGAAGGCUGGUGCUGGUGGUGAGGCAAAGAAGGCUAAGAAACAACAGCCGCAGGUCAAGCCAGUUGUGUUUGACUCCUUAGAGAUAGAGGCACUGCGGGAGAUAGAUGCCUCGGGAGGCUUGCAACAAAGUUUACCUCAAGAAUCCUCCAAAUUAAAGAUUAAACAUCAAGUGAGACAUCAAGUUGCUAUUCCUUCAGGGUAUCCUUAUACGCCAAUAAGCGAGCACAAGCGUGAAAAGGAAGUAAGAACCUACCCCUUUGUGUUGGAUCCUUUCCAGGACACUGCGAUCUCGUGUAUCGAUCGUGACGAAAGUGUGCUUGUCUCGGCACAUACAUCAGCUGGUAAAACUGUUGUUGCCGAGUAUGCCAUUGCACAAUCGCUAAAAAACAAGCAAAGAGUGAUAUAUACCUCUCCGAUCAAGGCUCUAUCUAACCAAAAAUAUCGUGAAUUGCAAGCUGAUUUUGGCGAUGUUGGUUUGAUGACUGGAGAUGUUACUAUAAAUCCAGAUGCAGGGUGUCUCGUGAUGACUACGGAGAUUUUAAGAAGUAUGCUUUAUAGAGGUUCCGAGGUUAUGAGAGAAGUUGCCUGGGUGAUAUUCGAUGAAGUACAUUAUAUGAGAGAUAAAUCAAGAGGUGUAGUUUGGGAAGAGACUAUUAUUUUGUUACCGGAUAAGGUUCAUUAUGUGUUUUUAUCAGCAACUAUACCCAAUGCGAUGGAAUUUGCUGAAUGGAUAGUCAAGAUUCAUAACCAGCCGUGCCAUGUCGUUUAUACUGAUUUCCGACCAACUCCAUUACAACACUACUUAUUCCCCGCGGGAGGAGAUGGUAUACAUUUGGUUGUUGAUGAAAAGGGGACAUUUAGAGAAGAGAAUUUCCAAAAAGCAAUGACUACGAUAGGUGACAACCAAGGAGAUGAUCCAGGAGAGAUCAAGGGAAGAGGUAAGAAGGGACAGAGUUUCAAAGGUGGAAACAAGGACGGAAAGUCCGAUAUUUACAAAAUUGUGAAAAUGAUAUACCAAAAGAAAUACAACCCGGUAAUUGUUUUUUCUUUCUCCAAGAGAGAUUGUGAAUCUUUAGCAUUGAAAAUGUCCAAAUUGGAUUUCAAUACCGAUGAGGAAAGAUCUGCGUUAACCAAGAUUUAUGAAAAUGCCAUAAGUAUAUUACCAGAGAAUGACAAAGAGCUACCACAGAUAAAGAACAUAUUACCAUUAUUGAAAAGAGGUAUUGGUAUUCAUCAUUCUGGAUUAUUACCCAUCUUGAAGGAAAUUAUUGAGAUUCUUUUUCAAGAAGGAUUUUUGAAAGUUUUAUUUGCAACAGAGACCUUUUCGAUUGGUCUUAACAUGCCUGCAAAAACUGUUGUUUUCACCUCUGUCCGUAAGUGGGACGGUAUUGGGUUUAGAUGGGUUUCAGGUGGUGAGUACAUUCAAAUGUCUGGUCGUGCAGGAAGAAGAGGGUUGGAUGAUCGUGGUAUUGUCAUUAUGAUGAUUGACGAAAAAAUGGAGCCGCAAGUUGCAAAAGGAAUGGUUAAAGGUCAGGCAGACAGGUUGGAUUCUGCAUUUCAUUUGGGGUACAAUAUGAUUCUCAACUUGAUGAGAGUCGAAGGCAUAUCUCCCGAGUUUAUGUUGGAGAGUUCAUUUUAUCAAUUUCAAAAUGCUGCAAGUGUCCCCGAGAUGGAGCAAAAAUUGGUUGAGUUGAAAAGUGAAGCCGACGUGCAUAUUGAUGAUGAAGCGACUGUGAAGGAGUACUACGAUUUACAACAGCAGUUGAACAAAUAUAAUGCAGAUUUGAGAAAGGUUAUAACACAUCCGGGCCACAUACUUCCAUUCAUUCAAGAUGGGAGAGUUGUUAAAAUAAAAAUUGGUGAUCAAGAUUACGGUUGGGGGAUGGUUACAAACUUUGCCAAGAGGAAUCCGGGCAGAUUUCAACAAAAAGAGUUUACAGCACACGAGUCUUAUGUUGUCAAUGUGUUUGUUUAUACAAUGUUUGUGGAUUCACCAGUAAACCUAAUUAAACCAUUCAACCCAGUAUUACCUUCUGGCAUUAGACCAGCGGCCUCUGGAGAAAAGGCAAGAGCUGAGUAUAUCCCAAUUACCCUUGAAUCCAUUGAGAAGAUAAGUAGUGUUAGGUUGAAAGUGCCUGAUGAUUAUAGAAGCUCACAAGCGAAAAAGACUCUUGUCAAGACCAUGAAGGAUUUACCAAAAAGAUUGAAAGAUGGUAUUCCGCUUAUGGACCCUGUUACUAGUAUGAAGAUUGAUGAUGAUGAUUUCAAAACACUAUUGCGUAAGAUUGAUGUUAUGGAAUCCAAAUUGUCGAGUAACCCUCUUCAUGACACUGCCAGACUUGAGGACCUAUACGGUAAAUACUCCCACAAGGUGGAAAUUGAAAACAAAAUCAAGGCUUUAAAAGAAAAGAUACUGGAGGCCGAAGCCGUGAUACAGUUGGAUGAUCUUAGACACAGAAAGCGAGUACUACGAAGACUUGGAUUUACCACCCAAAAUGAUAUAAUAGAGUUGAAAGGACGAGUUGCAUGCGAGAUAAGCACUGGAGAUGAGCUUCUCCUAACGGAGCUCAUAUUUAACGGAAAUUUCAACGACUUGUCCAGUGAACAAGCCGCUUCGCUCUUGUCAUGUUUUGUGUUUCAAGAAAAAGCCAAAGAAAGUCCGCGACUUAAACCUGAGCUAGCACAACCCUUGAAAGCUAUGCAAGAAAUGGCAUCGAAGAUUGCCAAGAUCUCUAGAGAAUGUAAGAUAGACGUGAGUGAAAAGGAGUAUGUGGAAUCAUUUAGACCAGAGUUGAUGGAGGUUGUUUUUGCUUGGUGUAAGGGGGCUACAUUUGCCCAAAUAUGCAAAAUGACUGAUGUUUACGAAGGUCUGUUGAUCCGGACAUUUAAAAGAUUAGAGGAGCUCGUGAGACAAGUUGUUGCAGCUGCAAAGUCUAUUGGCAAUACGGAGUUACAGGAGAAGAUGGAGAAACUGUUGGAGUUGAUUAGCCGCGAUAUAGUCUCGGCCGGUAGUUUGUACUUGUAA
Molecule: messenger RNA, 3180 nt
Organism: Lodderomyces oxycetoniae
Lineage: Eukaryota; Fungi; Ascomycota; Pichiomycetes; Serinales; Debaryomycetaceae
Product: ATP-dependent RNA helicase
Exons: 1
Coding region: 1-3180 (1059 amino acids)
Biological process (GO): maturation of 5.8S rRNA; RNA catabolic process
Cellular component (GO): nucleus
Molecular function (GO): RNA helicase activity; ATP binding; RNA binding
Source: RefSeq, a predicted model, not a curated record